UACUGGUGUCCCCCCACGCAGGAGGUGGCGGAUCUCCCGGACUAUCCCAAGCUGCGUUUGUGUGGGGUUUUAUUGGUUUAUACGGGUUUGUGCUGGUCUGUACUGGUUUAUAGGAGUCUGUACUGAUCUGUACUGGUCCAUAUUGGUUUUUACUGGUGUCCCCCACCCAGGAGCUGGCGGAUCUCCCGGACUAUCCCAAGCUGCGUUUACAUGAAUUUGUACUGGUUUAUACUGGUCCAUACUGGUUCAUAUGGGUCUAUAUUGGUCCAUACUGGUCCGUACUGGUCCAUACUGGUUUUUACUGGUGUCCCCCCCCCAGGAGCUGGCGGAUCUCCCGGACUAUCCCAAGCUGCGUUUCCGGCCUCGGGCUCCGGCGCCGCUGGAGCUGCUGGUCCCGGGGGCUGAGCCCCCCGCCCUCGACCUGCUGGGGGGGCUGCUCAGCUACCCCGCCCGGCUCCGCCCGCGGGCACACCAGGCCCUGCUGCACCCCUUCUUCUUCGGCCCCCACGAACUGACCCCCCCCCCGCCCCCGGGGGGGCCCCGCAACACCCCCGACUUCAGCCUGGACACCCCCCUGGAGCUGCCCCCCCCGGGGGCCCCCGGGGCCCCCCCCCCAACGGGGGCCCCCCCAGGGACCCCCCCAAUCAGGGAGACCCCCACUGACCCCCCCGGGGGGCCCUGGGACCCCUCCCCAU
Neopelma chrysocephalum (saffron-crested tyrant-manakin) is the source of this 695-nucleotide messenger RNA. RefSeq names its product cyclin-dependent kinase 20-like. The record is from RefSeq and is a predicted model, not a curated record. The transcript has 2 exons. Lineage: Eukaryota; Metazoa; Chordata; Aves; Passeriformes; Pipridae. The annotation marks the transcript as partial.